AUGGAGCCGGCCCCUGCUGCCCGCAGGUGUCUCGCUCGGAUCACAAGGCAGCAGCAACUGAGCACAGGGAGCAGUCACAGUCUGGCCAGCACACCGAAGGCCAAGACCAAGCCUCUUGACCUGCCCCAGAGAGCUCAGCUGAAUGCAGCUGUUUCUGACGCGCGGGAACUAUACGAAGUUCAAACGCAGGGCCGGGAGGUGCAGUGCUCCGCACCAGUCGCUGAGCAGCUGUCUGUGGCCGGAGGCCACGUGGCCACUGAACGCCCGAGGCCUCACUCUCCGACCUUCACCGUGAAACACGGCGGCUCCUCCCACCGCGGGGCGGCCUGGACGCUCCCGCCUCCACCGACGAGCCGCUCCCGCCUCCACCCGACGAGCCGAGCCUCCACCCGACGAGCCGCUCCCGCGGCCACCACAGCGCCCCUCGGCCGGGAGAACAACCUGCUCCCCGCUCGAGAAGCCCGCAGGCCCCGGGCUCCGCCCGGCGGGGCGCUCUCGCGGCUGCGCGGCUGUGCCCACCCCGCGCUCACCCACCGGGGCCCCCUGGGCACCCAGUCCUGCCCUCGCCCCAGCUCUCACCACACAACAAAAACCGUGUGCGUGUGCGUCUGUCUCCCCAGCCCCAGGGAGACCCCAGGAGGCAAGGAGCACGCCUCCCCCGCCUCCCAGCACCCAGGGGAACCUGGCUCGGCUCCGCAGACGCUGCCCCGGGCCCGCCAGCCGAGCCGGCCCCUCGCUGCUCCGGAGGCGUCGGGCGCACUGGCAGCCCUGGGCCCGGCUCCCCCGCCGCUCACCCGGGCAGGCCCGCCUGCGGCCUGGGACACAGGACACGUUGUGUGUGUGGGGGGGGGGGUGCGGGGACACUGCAGUCACGAGACCAGGGUCCAAGCCCAGGCUCCUCCGCUCCAGGCCGAGCGGGCGCGCGCGGACCAGAUGCGCACACCUGUGGGGCCUCCUCAGGCAGGACUCAGCAACGCCCGGAGGUCGGGCAGCGGGCGGCCGGCAGCCGGCAGCCGGCAGCGGGCAGGCCCCACCCGCCCCCGGCCUCCAGCCCCCGCACCCAACGCCUCCCAGACCCUCCAUCCGCAGCCCGCUCCACUCCUACCAGGUGCCGAGAGCUCCCCGGACUCGGGGCCCACCCGGCCGCCACCUCUGGGGGUCAAGGGCAGGGGCCGGGGGCCGCGCCCGCCGAAGAAGGGCUGGAAGGGCCGCCAGAAGGCGGCGCCAUCCACGCGGCGAGCCUCGCGCCCCCGGGCGGCCCGGGCGCAGCGCCGCGGCCACCCGUCGGAAGCCGCGGGUCACCUGGCCCAAGCGUCCGUCAGCAUCCGCGGAAACCCGAGCUCCGGGGCAGCGGUCCUCACCUGCGCCUCAUAUUGCUGUGUCCCCCGGCGCGGAGUCCCCCGCCGCCCGGCCGCCGGCCCGCGCUCCGCAGCCCCUGGCGCGGGCGACUGCACCCAGCGCGCAGCCGAGUGCGCCUUGCGGCCGCCGGCUGGGCGGACACAUGGAAGGGCGGGGGCUGCGGCCCUCCAGCCCCACCACUGGGCCGCAGCCUGGGGGUAG
Molecule: messenger RNA, 1560 nt
Organism: Phyllostomus hastatus (greater spear-nosed bat)
Lineage: Eukaryota; Metazoa; Chordata; Mammalia; Chiroptera; Phyllostomidae
Product: translation initiation factor IF-2-like
Exons: 4
Coding region: 1-1560 (519 amino acids)
Source: RefSeq, a predicted model, not a curated record